ACUUUAUAAUAUGCAUUUAUUGAUACAAAAAUAGUGUCUAUAGGGUUCAGUGUAAACCCCAACUUCAGGCAUCCACUGGAGGGCUUGAAAUGCAUCCCCGCAGAUAAGGGGGAGCUACUGUACUUCACUAACCCUUGUGUCUCCCUUCAGGAAGGAUCGUAUGAAUGCUCCAUGGAAAAUUACAAUCAAACAUCAACUGAUUUCAUCUUGUUAGGAUUGUCCCCACCACCAAAAAUUGGCCAUUUCAUCUUCAUUCUCAUUGAUUUCGUUUUCCUAAUGGCUUUAAUUGGAAACCUAUCCAUGAUUCUUCUCAUCUUCUUGGACAUGCAUCUCCACACACCCAUGUAUUUCCUACUUAGUCAGCUGUCCCUCAUUGACCUAAAUUACAUCUCCACCAUUGUUCCAAAGAUGGUUUAUGAUUUUCUGUAUGGAAACAAAUCUAUCUCCUUCAUUGGGUGUGGGAUUCAGAGUUUCUUCUUCUUAACUUUAGCAGGUGCAGAAGCGCUGCUCCUGACAUCAAUGGCCUAUGAUCGUUAUGUGGCCAUUUGUUUUCCUCUCCACUAUCCUGCCCGUAUGAGCAAAAGAAUGUGUGUGCUGAUGAUAACAGGAUCUUGGAUGAUAGGCUCCGUCAACUCUUGUGCUCACACGGUAUAUGCUCUCCAUAUCCCAUAUUGCAAGUCCAGAGCCAUCAAUCAUUUUUUCUGUGAUGUUCCAGCUAUGUUGACCCUAGCCUGUACAGACACCUGGAUCUAUGAGUGCACAGUGUUUUUGAGCACUACCAUCUUUCUUGUGUUUCCCUUCAUUUGUAUUGCGUGUUCCUAUGGCUGGAUUCUCCUUGCUGUCUACCGCAUGCACUCUGCGGAAGGGAGGAAGAAGGCCUAUUCGACCUGCAGCACCCACCUCACUGUAGUGACUUUCUACUAUGCACCCUUUGCUUAUACCUAUCUACGCCCAAGAUCCCUGCGAUCUCUGACAGAGGACAAGGUUCUGGCUGUCUUUUACACCAUCCUCACCCCAAUGCUCAACCCCAUCAUCUACAGCCUGAGAAACAAGGAGGUGAUGGGGGCCCUAACACGAGUGAUUCAGAAAAUCUUUUCUGUGAAAACGUAGACAUGCUUUCUGCCUUAGAGUCAAAGCUCUAGGUUCAUAUCAACUCAGCAGUGUACAGGAGUUAAGGAAAAUAUUAUUACAUGCCCAUUGUGUCAAAUGGAAAUUAAUCUAAAAUAUUUGUAUUUUAAUUUAGUCUUGACAUUUCAA
Messenger RNA from Macaca mulatta (Rhesus monkey), 1257 nucleotides. RefSeq names its product olfactory receptor 2L2-like. Gene Ontology annotation, molecular function: G protein-coupled receptor activity; olfactory receptor activity. The record is from RefSeq and is a predicted model, not a curated record. Lineage: Eukaryota; Metazoa; Chordata; Mammalia; Primates; Cercopithecidae. Gene Ontology annotation, cellular component: membrane. Gene Ontology annotation, biological process: G protein-coupled receptor signaling pathway.